AUGGCGCUCCAACACGACGCCGACGACGUGGUCGAGUUCCUCCUCGCGCCGUUCAGUGACAUGGUCACCAAGGCCAAGAAGGCAGCCGCCAACGCCGGCGACGAGGCGCCCUCGAUGCGCAAAGCGGCCGAGGCUCUAUCUAAGGAGGGACAGCGCGCGCUGAACCGCCUUGAGCCGCUGUGCAAGAAAAUGUCCAGCCAGCACGGGGCUGCCAUGGCGGCGGUCGUGAGGACAAACGACGACAUUAGCAGCCACCACCUGGGUCUGACGGGUCUUCUCUGGGGCUUCGACGACUAUGACACGGUAGAGACGUUUGACCAAGAAAAGUACGCCGAGGUUCAGGCGCUGUGUCGCCGGGUUGCACCCAAGAUCUACAACGUGCUCGUGCUGGAGAAUAUUGACCUCGCGGCAAACGUGUCAGCGUCGGAGUCGGCGUCGGCCUCGACACUACACAGCGUCCCUGAGUCGCCGCCCACGUCGCCCCUGUGCGCCGUGUCGCAGUCCUCCUAUACCUGGCAGCUGGAUGGGAGAAGCGAUACCAACACCAACACGGAGCCAUCGCUGGCCGGGAGCGCAUCGUGGAGCGACACGUCGGCCAACCAUCUGCACGCCGGAUGCCAGGCGCUUGCCAACACGACGGCGACGGCGCACCGCGGCUUGGCCCCCGGCCCCGAUUACACGGUCAGCACUCCGGGACGUCGGUCUGGCAGCAGCCACUCCUCGGGGCUGUUUGAGGUCCGGCCGAGUCCCGGGAGGCGCCCAGACCUGCCCAUCAGAGAGGCGCGGCAGGCGGGUUUGCAUCUGCGGCAGCCCUGGCCACUGCCCAGGCGCCUUGCGUCUCGCGAACUGCACGAAGCCUAUGUCUCGUCCGGCUUGACCGCCAGCCCCGAAACCACGUCGUUCCACGAUGCGCCGUGGUCAUGGAUGGGUGCUCUGGAGAAGCGCCAGCCUCCAUCCACAGCCGUCCCGCCGACGCCGGCCGCUCAACCGCCGCCGCGCAGCUGCGUCAUUGACGAGUCCAGCUCGCUGCGUCUGUACAGGGGCUUUUGCUCCGGCGCAAAAGAAGUGCUCGGGGGCAACAGCGGCGUGAGACACAGACACAAGCCCGUACACCGGACCUUGUCGCGAAUAGUGGCGCGCUGCACAGGCUGCUCCUGGGAGCUGGACUCGGAGCACAUCGAGAACGACCAGGCCAACAGAGGCAAGCAACAGACUGCGAUCCAGAUCGGCACCAUGUCCAGGCGCGACGUGCACUUUCGGCUGCGGUUCCUGCAAAAGAGCCACGUCGCCGUCAAGCGGGCCGACGACAGGCUGUACGGGUGCAUUUUCUGCGCCCACAACGGGCACACCCUCGACGAAAGCGACGCCACCGUCUUUUUCUCCGUCGACGACCUGCUCGCCCACGUCUCGCGGCAUCCGCGGCCGCUGCCCGUGAUCCCCGGCGUCGUGGUCGUCUACGGGACGCACGUGCCGUCGCACCAGCUCAACAACUACGACCUGCAGUUCAAGGUCCCGGCGAGUCGGGGCCCGCCGGGCAGAGGCCUCGCAGAGGUCGACGGCCGCCCAAGGGGCGUGGCGAUGAAGGAGGUCCGGAGGGGCGCGGCUCGACGGAGCGUCGUGGACCGCGACCGCCCCCAGGAGCUGCAGGUCGCGUCCGGAGCCAGGCUCAGCGGCAUCAGGUGGCCGACGCAGUACAAGGGCCGGAGGGUAUUUGCGUGGCACGACGGCGCCUUUGCCUCGCUGCCGUCCGACGUGGUCAUGCUGGUUGCGCCCUCGAGCAGCCUCAACGGGACGGCGAGGACGGCAGUCAGCGCCAAGGCCAAGUGGAAGUUUUCUCCGAAGCACGGCAAGGCUGGGUGGCUCAGGUUUGACAGGGGCGACACCAUCGCCAACAUAAACUGGGAACAUCCCGAUGACUGGUACUGGUGCGGCACGACGAGAAGAGGCGAAUGGGGCGUCUUCCCGCAGGCGUUUCUCGAUCCGAACACUGUCAAGGACGAGACGCCGGGGAAUUUCUACCCCAGUUGA
Molecule: messenger RNA, 2028 nt
Organism: Metarhizium album ARSEF 1941
Lineage: Eukaryota; Fungi; Ascomycota; Sordariomycetes; Hypocreales; Clavicipitaceae
Product: Src-domain containing protein
Exons: 4
Coding region: 1-2028 (675 amino acids)
Molecular function (GO): protein binding
Source: RefSeq, a predicted model, not a curated record